CGUUAUUUCAAAGAAGGCUCACUAUUAGAACUUCCGCAUCUUUCUCAUUAUGAUCUGAGGUUCUAUUAUAAUAGAAUUGAGCCAAUAGAUAGAUUAGCAAUAUUACAUCGUAUUGCAAGAUCUUGGUUUAGAUUCACAAAUAGGCUUGAAUUAAAAACAUGGAUUGCCCAUGGUAGUUUAUUGGGAUAUUACUUUAAUGGUUUAAUAAUGCCAUGGGAUGAUGAUUUGGAUGUUCAGGUAACUGCAUCUUCGUUCGAAAAAUUGAUGGAAUAUAAUGGGACUUUGGUUAUUGAUUAUAAUGAUUUGAAUCUGGGGAAAUAUUUGAUUGAUAUUAAUCCAUGGUAUGGUGUAAGGUCUAAAGAAAGUGAUAAUAAGAUUGAUGCAAGGUUUAUUGAUGUUGAAAGUGGAUUAUACAUUGAUAUAACUACAUUAAGCCAUGAUUAUAUUGAUAAGAAUGAUGUUCAAAAUGAAAAUUUAAUUUUUUGCAAAGAUUAUCAUGUUUACAAGAUUGAUGAAUUGUCACCUUUAAUUCCAACGAUUUUUGAAGGUGAGGUUGGAUAUGUGCCAAAUAAUAUCCAAAAUUUGUUAUUGAGAGAAUAUAAAAGGAAAAGCUUAUAUUUGUUUGAAUAUAGAGGGUUUCAAUUUGAUAAAUUCCGAAGGAUUUGG
Molecule: messenger RNA, 666 nt
Organism: Hansenula anomala
Lineage: Eukaryota; Fungi; Ascomycota; Saccharomycetes; Phaffomycetales; Wickerhamomycetaceae
Exons: 2
Source: RefSeq, a predicted model, not a curated record